Molecule: messenger RNA, 3244 nt
Organism: Papaver somniferum (opium poppy)
Lineage: Eukaryota; Viridiplantae; Streptophyta; Magnoliopsida; Ranunculales; Papaveraceae
Product: plasma membrane ATPase 1
Exons: 20
Coding region: 183-3062 (959 amino acids)
Biological process (GO): proton export across plasma membrane; regulation of intracellular pH
Cellular component (GO): plasma membrane
Molecular function (GO): P-type proton-exporting transporter activity; ATP binding; ATP hydrolysis activity
Source: RefSeq, a predicted model, not a curated record
CUAUAAAUUCUCAGUGUAAAUAUAUAACCUGGUUUCUCCUACCAUCUUCUUCUUCAUUAGUUGGUUCUGUAAACAGAGAAUCAUAGGAAAAGAAAAAAGAUAGACAGAGUAAUUUAGACCGGAGAAAGGGUUUAAGAAACUGAGAGAGAGAGAGAGAGAGAGAGGAAGAAGGGUAUAGAGAGAUGGGGGAAUCAGGAGACAAGGCUGAAGUACUCGAGGCUGUAUUAAAAGAAGCUGUAGAUUUGGAGAACAUACCCAUAGAAGAAGUAUUUGAAAAUCUAAGAUGUAGUAGAGAAGGAUUAACUUCUGAAGGGGCUCAAGAAAGAUUAAGCAUCUUUGGUUAUAACAAACUUGAAGAAAAAAAGGAGAGUAAGUUUUUCAAGUUCUUGGGAUUUAUGUGGAAUCCAUUAUCAUGGGUUAUGGAAGCAGCUGCGAUAAUGGCUAUUGCACUUGCUAAUGGAGGAGGAAAGCCUCCAGAUUGGCAGGACUUUGUUGGAAUCAUCAUUCUUCUUGUGAUUAACUCGACGAUUAGUUUUAUAGAGGAAAAUAACGCAGGGAAUGCCGCUGCUGCUCUCAUGGCUCGGCUAGCACCGAAAGCUAAGGUUCUCCGGGAUGGAAAAUGGAACGAGGAAGACGCAGCUGUCCUUGUUCCUGGUGAUGUUAUCAGUAUUAAACUUGGGGAUAUAGUUCCUGCAGAUGCACGUCUACUUGAUGGAGAUCCAUUGAAAAUUGACCAGUCUGCACUUACUGGGGAGUCCUUGCCUGUUACAAAAGGGCCGGGUGAUGGGGUUUAUUCUGGUUCUACCUGCAAGCAGGGAGAAAUUGACGCAGUUGUGAUUGCAACUGGUGUUCAUACUUUCUUCGGAAAGGCUGCUCAUCUUGUAGAUUCUACCAACCAAGUUGGUCACUUCCAAAAGGUCUUGACGGCAAUUGGGAAUUUCUGUAUAUGCUCAAUUGCCAUAGGGAUGGUAAUAGAGAUUAUUGUCAUGUACCCUAUUCAAGAUAGGGAUUAUCGUCCUGGAAUUGACAAUCUUCUGGUUCUUUUAAUUGGAGGAAUUCCAAUUGCCAUGCCAACAGUGCUGUCAGUGACGAUGGCCAUUGGUUCUCAUCGUUUAGCUCAGCAGGGAGCUAUCACGAAGAGAAUGACAGCAAUAGAGGAAAUGGCUGGCAUGGACGUGCUCUGCAGUGACAAGACUGGCACAUUAACUUUGAACAAGCUCAGUGUCGACAAGAAUCUUGUUGAGGUUUUCACCAAAGGAGUGCAUCAAGAUACUGUUAUCUUGAUGGCUGCUAGAGCAUCACGCACUGAGAAUCAAGAUGCGAUAGACACUGCAAUUGUUGGCAUGCUGGCUGACCCAAAGGAGGCGCGUGCUGGAAUUCAAGAAGUGCAUUUUCUCCCGUUCAACCCUACUGACAAACGAACAGCUCUCACCUAUAUUGACAAUGAAGGUAAAAUGCAUCGGGUCAGCAAAGGUGCACCAGAGCAGAUUCUGAAUCUUGCCCACAAUAAAUCAGACAUAGAGCGAAGGGUCCACGCAGUGAUUGAUAAAUUUGCAGAACGAGGCUUAAGAUCACUCGGGGUAGCAUACCAGGAAGUCCCAGAAGGGAGAAAAGAGAGCAUCGGUGGUCCAUGGCAGUUUAUCGGCCUAUUGCCACUCUUUGACCCACCUAGACACGAUAGUGCUGAGACAAUUAGGCGGGCUUUAGAUCUUGGUGUUAGUGUCAAAAUGAUCACAGGUGAUCAACUGGCCAUUGGGAAAGAAACUGGCCGCCGUCUGGGAAUGGGAACCAACAUGUACCCCUCAUCUGCAUUGCUAGGUCAGAGCAAGGAUGAAUCUGUUGCAGCUUUACCGGUUGAUGAACUGAUAGAGAAAGCAGAUGGGUUUGCUGGUGUUUUCCCUGACCAUAAAUAUGAGAUCGUAAAACGCCUGCAAGCGAGGAAGCACAUAUGUGGAAUGACUGGUGAUGGAGUGAAUGAUGCUCCUGCUCUUAAAAAGGCUGAUAUUGGUAUUGCUGUUGCGGAUUCAACUGAUGCAGCUCGUAGUGCUUCUGACAUAGUACUAACUGAGCCUGGUCUUAGUGUUAUAAUUAGCGCCGUGCUGACAAGUCGAGCUAUAUUUCAAAGAAUGAAGAACUACACGAUUUAUGCUGUUUCAAUCACCAUUCGUAUUGUGCUUGGUUUCAUGCUACUAGCUCUUAUCUGGAAGUUCGACUUUCCUCCUUUCAUGGUGCUUAUUAUUGCCAUACUUAAUGAUGGUACCAUAAUGACGAUAUCAAAAGAUAGAGUAAAACCUUCACCUCUGCCGGACAGCUGGAAGCUGGCUGAGAUCUUUGCCACUGGAGUAAUUCUCGGUAGUUACAUGGCAAUAAUGACAGUUAUCUUCUUCUGGGCUGCAUAUAAAACAAAUUUCUUUCCGCGUACAUUCGGGGUGCACAGCCUUGAGAAAACAGAACGCGAUGACAUUAAGAUGCUUGCCUCAGCGAUAUAUCUGCAAGUUAGCACUAUCAGCCAGGCCCUUAUCUUUGUGACGCGGUCACGUAGUUGGUCUUUUGUCGAGCGUCCAGGAUUAUUGCUUGUGGCGGCUUUCUUGGUUGCUCAGCUGAUUGCUACGCUAAUUGCAGUAUAUGCAAACUGGGCUUUCGCUGCGAUAGAAGGCAUAGGAUGGGGUUGGGCUGGUGUAAUCUGGCUGUAUAACAUCGUCUUCUACUUCCCUCUUGAUAUUUUGAAGUUCAUUAUCCGUUACGCUAUCAGCGGGAGGGCCUGGGAUCUUGUUAUCGAGCAAAGGGUUGCAUUCACGAGGCAAAAGGAUUUCGGCAAAGAAGCACGAGAGCUUCAAUGGGCUACUGCACAGAGGACGCUUCAUGGCCUUCACCCACCUGAUACCAAAAUGUUCCAUGGUGCUGGUGGUUUCACCGAGCUCAAUCAUAUGGCUGAGGAAGCCAAAAGAAGAGCUGAAAUCACAAGGUUACGCGAACUCCAUACAUUGAAGGGUCAUGUAGAAUCAGUGGUAAGGUUGAAGGGACUCGACAUCGACACAAUUCAACAAGCAUAUACAGUCUGAGCUCCUCCAACUGUUCUUAUAAAUAUCGUAAAAUUACACUCUUCCUGUAGUUAGCUUAAAGAAUCCCCAAGUAGAGCAAACAUCAUAGAUUUACAUCUGCUCUAAUACACAUUUAAACCCUUUAUAUAGUGUUGUAAUCUUGUAGCUCGUUACAUCUUUAUGCAAAUUUACAUUUUCCUACA